ACGGAACGAAACACUUUUCAACGCGAUUCGGACGAAUAAAGUCGGGAGUGUAUUUUAUUGUGUGCAUUGUGUAUAAUUAUUGUGUGUUUCUAUUUUAUUAGGCGAUAAAAGUGUAAAUUUCAAGAAUUAAAUUUGUUGGUUAAUAGCUACAAUAGGUGAUCUAGCGCGAGUGAUCUUGGCAAAGUUCGUUUCGAAGGAGUGCUGUAAUUUUCCACUUCAAAUUUGUGAUUUAUUUGGCUGGCAUUACCCGAGAAGGAAAUAAGUGUGAAAAGUGAAAAUCUGGUGGUUGUUGUGUCACGGCUUUUGCUAAGAAAACCACCAAAGUAACUACCAACUCGUGCAACAAGACCCGCCUCAAGGUUUCUCCGCAUUGAACCAUACUUCCGGCUUGUGUGUUGUGUUUCGUGGGGGGAGAGCGCAUUCGAUGAAUAGUAGCGCUGGAAGAGGUCAUUUCCGUUCAGCCUCCCUGUCCGCGUCCCAUCAUCAACAUUAUUAGAGCGAAGCAGCCAAGAAUGCCAUUAGCCAACUCGGUGGACCCAUGGAGAGAGAAAGUCCCACACAGUAUCGUCGGUAUCGAGCGCACGGCGUGUCUAACUCGAUUUCAGGUCUCCGGAUAGUUUCUUCGUCAUCUCAGGACAAUGUCGAGAUGGUUGUCGAUGAAUCCUACGAUGGCUUGCUCGGUCAACAGGCACCACAGCUCGAUCCGGGCGGGCAGCUGCAUCAUAAUCACCUAUACAAUCAACCGUUGGCCACCAGCGGAAUGGACGUCGAGGCAAUGGACCUGGAUGCGACCGAUGUGACUCUUACGAAGCUGAGCGACGAGCAAGAGUACGACAUUCGGGAUGUGGUGCGCGAGGGACACGAGAAGGCAGACCCGUCGCAGUUCGAACUGCUCAAGGUACUCGGCGAGGGUUCGUUCGGAAAAGUAUUCUUAGUUAGGAAAAUUGUCGGUAAGGAUGCCGGCACACUUUACGCAAUGAAAGUAUUAAAGAAGGCCACACUGAAGGUCAAAGAUCGAGUUCGAAGUACGAACGAGCGCAACAUUCUUGCCGACGUGGGUCAUGCAUUUAUUGUUAAGCUUCAUUAUGCCUUCCAAACGCCGGGGAAGUUGUACCUUAUCCUGGACUUCCUACGGGGUGGAGAUUUGUUCACACGUUUGAGCAAAGAGGUGAUGUUCACCGAGGAGGAUGUGAAAUUUUACCUUGCCGAACUGGCACUUGCGCUAAAUCACCUGCAUGGUCUCGGCAUAAUUUACCGGGACCUGAAGCCGGAAAAUAUUCUGCUGGAUCAGGAUGGCCAUAUAGCUUUAACGGAUUUUGGAUUGUCAAAACAGCCGCUGGACGGUUCGAAAACUUACAGUUUUUGUGGCACGGUAGAAUACAUGGCUCCGGAAGUGGUUAAUCGGAAAGGACACACGUUCGCAGCCGACUGGUGGUCCUUUGGUGUGCUCAUGUUUGAAAUGCUGACCGGAAAUCUUCCCUUUCACGGAAGCAAUCGCAAUGAUACGAUGAACCAAAUCCUGAAGACGAAACUUGGAAUGCCGGAAAAUCUAAGUCCAGAAGCGCAGAGCUUACUGAGGGCACUGUUUAAGCGGAAUCCUCAGAACCGGUUGGGUGUAGGUCCGAAUGGAAUUGAUGAUAUCAAGCGGCACGAGUUUUUUGCCAACGUCGACUGGGAUGCGUUUGAUCGAAAAGAGGUCCGACCGCCAUUUAUUCCGGCCGUUUCUAGGGAUGAUGCAUUCUACUUCGACUCGGAAUAUACAAAUAAGUCGCCAAAGGAUUCUCCAGGAGGACCAGUCAGUGCCAGUGCUCACGAGAUUUUCCGAGGUUUCAGCUUCGUAGCUCCAGGAUUGUAUGAUGAUACACCAAACUUUGCCAACGGGAGUGGCAGUUUGAUGAAUCAACAACCAACAACCCGGUCACCGUUCUCUAAUGAAAUUCCAGGAGUAAAACCAGGUGCUUUUGGUGACGAGUAUACGUUGAUGCAAGAACUAGGCCGGGGAACGUUUUCGAUUUGCAGGCUCUGCGAAAGUCGAACUACAAAGAAACACUAUGCCGUUAAGAUUAUUGAUAAAUCAAGCCAUGAUUGCCGAGAGGAGGUUGAAAUUUUGUUGCGCUACGGUAACCAUCCGCACAUCGUUUCACUGUACGGCGUGCACGAAGACAUUACCUACGUCUAUCUGGUGAUGGAGUUGUUGAAAGGAGGUGAACUACUUGACAGAAUCCUUGCUAUACAAUUCAUGACCGAAAUGGAAGCCAGUGCGGUGCUAAAAACCGUGGUUUCGGCCGUUGCAUACCUACAUGAGCAUGGGGUCGUACAUCGAGACCUGAAACCGUCAAAUUUGUUGUACGCUUCAGCGAAUCAUACACCUGAAUCGUUAAAAUUGUGUGACCUGGGCUUUGCAAAACAACUGCGAGCAGACAACGGAUUACUGAUGACUCCAUGCUACACGGCAAACUUUGUAGCCCCGGAGGUACUGAAAAAGCAAGGGUACGAUUUGGCAUGCGAUAUUUGGUCGCUUGGUGUGCUGCUUUACAUUAUGCUAGAUGGAAAAACUCCGUUCGCAAGCACGCCGAACGAUUCACCGGAUAUGAUUUUGGCGAGGAUAGGUUCAGGGAAAGUGGAUUUGGAAUCGGGGAAAUGGCCCAGCAUAUCGGAGGAAGUGAAAGACCUGCUCCGUCAGAUGUUACACAUUAUCCCGCAACGAAGGCCAACAGCCGCACAGAUUUUGAGGCAUCCUUGGCUAUCUCGAUCACGGCACUUAUACAAUCAAGUCGGAAUGCAGCAGCAGGCCUUGCAGACGAUUCUGACUGCGGACAUGGCAGCUGGACCCGGAACGGUACCAUCUGCGUCAACGGUCUGUACCUUCUGUCCGGCGGACAACACAGAAGCCAUUAAGGGAGCCGUACAUGCCACGUUUCGAGCUAUCUCCUCACCCCAGGCAGCGAACCUUGGACCGGUUGGGAUGUCGGAUUUGGCGAGACGGAGAAAAGACAAAAUGAAUCAUUCGUAAUUGCGGAUGUGUGCGUAGGUGUGUGUGUUUCACAAAUUGUGUGUGAUUGUAUAUCAUGGGUAUUGCGUGUGAAUUAAAUGUGUUAUUUUGUGGCGCACGUUCGGCGGGUGGAUCGACAUCUGCACUCGUCGUCAAGUGAUGUUACUAGUUUUGCGCAGGGAUGAGUUUGCGUAACUAAAUCCGCAUAGUGACUGCUAAUGUGCAUAGUAUUUCAAACCACACAUGGAAGAACACUCUUUUUACAGUCCUUCCUUUGGAACGGGAUUGCUUUCAGUCACAUUAGGAGACAUUUUUUAAUCUAACCAGGAAACUUUAAAAACUAGGCAAAACAUUUACAUUUACAUUGAACAUAAAUGAAGCUUUUAUUAAUCACAGAUGUAAUAAAAUUAUACUUUACUACAAAAAACAUAACUUAUUCAGUUUUGUUUAGAAACCACCAAUAGAGCAAUGUUUGAUAAAAUCAAUAUUAAAUCAAUGCAGCAACACAGUAUAAUUUGGUUUAUCGUAGAUCAAUAGUUGAAUCAGUAAAUUAUUGUAAAAUCUCUAAGUGGCGCUUUUAUAAAGUGCUUUCUGUGCAUUUCUAUCAUUACUGUUAUUAUAUCAGUCUGUACGUGGUUUCUACAUGUUUUGCAGUUACAGCGAACGCACCUUUGGAAGUUAUUUAAUGUCUAAAUAUGAGACCGAACUAUUAAAAACAAAAAAAUCGUCUUUAGUCUGUUGUGCAAGGGAAAAAAAAGGUUGAUCACUGUAGUAAAGCAACACAAAUCUGUCGAAGUUUCGUAUCGGUACUCUGCGCCCGCUGUUUAUCAGUGAUGCUUUUGGAUGUACAACCGCUUCGUCGCUUUAAUUAGACGUACAAAAGAACAAAAUGGAAUAGUAGAACCUAAGACAAAUUUACUUCACAGAAAAUAAAAGUUCAAUUAAUAUUUUAAAGCAUUUACUCUAAGCAAGCAAAGCAACAUUUUUUGUUGGGAAAACAACAAAUAUUGUCUACAAACAGGAACUAACACUCUUAACUUUUCCGACACGUUUGCCAAAACCAUACACACCAGCAGCGGUGAGGAUAGAUAUGAAAAAUAACAAUUAACUAUGUUUACAAUAAUAACCGUGCCAUACAUUGUGACUAAACCUACAAAACAAAGAAAAAUCUUAUUAAAUUAUCAAUUUGGGAGAGGAUUGAGCACCAGUCGCGCAUACUCGGGGUAAUCCGCCGUAGCCAUACAAAGAAGGUCAUAUUCUCGGUGUGUUUGGAAAUAUUUAUUUAGUCUUUUGGAUUCGAACGUGUCAAACAUACUAAUACUUAUGAGGGCAUAGAAGUGAUAUGUGAUAGGCGUGUUAUGUUUUUUUUUAUUGUUUAUUUACUAUUCGCAAAAUAUUGUUUAACUGAUAUGUUUUUAGUGACAAUAAUUUUACAUUGCUUUUACUAGUUUAUCGCAAAUCCUACUGGUACUAGGAAAAGGUAUUAAGUUUUAGUCCCAUUUAUACUAUUUGUUCAAAUUUCAGAAUAGAAAGCUUUUGAAAAGGGCUUAUAAACACAUUUUACUGUAAUUAUCAUGAAGAUUUACAUUUUUUGUAGCAAGUUGAUGAGGAAAGUCGAACAUCAGUAAUAAUUUAGUAAACUUUCAGUACACGUUAUAAAAUGGAGUCUCCCUCUUGCAAAUUUAUGAAAGUAUUUUUUGAUUGCAGUGCGGAUACAUAUUUGUUAGUAAAUGAAAACGCUAAUCCAUAAUGGUAAUAAGUUCAAUGCAUUAUAAAAAAAUCAAGAUAUGAAUAAUAAAGUAUACAGGUAAACAUAUUAGAAAA
Messenger RNA from Topomyia yanbarensis, 4816 nucleotides. RefSeq names its product ribosomal protein S6 kinase 2 beta (gene S6kII). Lineage: Eukaryota; Metazoa; Arthropoda; Insecta; Diptera; Culicidae. Gene Ontology annotation, molecular function: ATP binding; ribosomal protein S6 kinase activity; magnesium ion binding. Gene Ontology annotation, biological process: protein phosphorylation; intracellular signal transduction. Bases 539 to 3013 code for a protein of 824 amino acids. The transcript is spliced from 9 exons. The record is from RefSeq and is a predicted model, not a curated record.